Molecule: messenger RNA, 8385 nt
Organism: Mercenaria mercenaria
Lineage: Eukaryota; Metazoa; Mollusca; Bivalvia; Venerida; Veneridae
Product: potassium voltage-gated channel protein Shaw-like
Exons: 4
Coding region: 1119-3218 (699 amino acids)
Biological process (GO): potassium ion transmembrane transport; protein homooligomerization
Cellular component (GO): membrane; voltage-gated potassium channel complex
Molecular function (GO): delayed rectifier potassium channel activity; protein binding
Source: RefSeq, a predicted model, not a curated record
AUAUACAAUAUAUCUGAUAUACCAGAAGAUAUGUCAAUGCUUUCCAGGUACGUUCCUUAAACAAAACAAGUAAAUAUUGUGGAUUUUUUUUUGUAUCUCUGAACAUUAUGUAAUGCAUUUUUGAUCUCGCGGAUAGAUGCACGUGCAUUGAGCACUUCUACCUGGACUAGAAUGCAAACAAUCAAAAUUUUCGAGGAUGUGUAUAUAAACUACUACAAGAGUGUCUGGAGUAUAAUACCUGGCUGUGAUGCUAUUAUGCGUUAGAGAGCAUUAUUUGUUUAAAAAAGUAUCUAGAGUUUGUGUAGGAGUAGAUGUCAAUUUCAGUGAUGCAAGGGCCCUGCUUACGAUAUAAUUUUAUUUUGUGGAAAAGUGUGUCGAACUGAUACACUUGUGAAGAUAAUUUUCUACGGACUGAUAAGUUUUAUCUGGCAAAUCGAAAGGAUUUAUAUGCUGGUAAAAGUGCAUUUAGAUUGUGCUAUCAUUUACAACACAUGUUACACGAGUUUAGUGAUGUGACAGCCAGGUGUCACGUCACUCAUGUGUUCAGGAAAUCCGGUUUUUGUGUAUUUGUUUGUUUGUUUCAAAAGAAAUUUGAAAACGUAAUAAAAAACGAGAACAAUCCUUAACUUUUCUCAGAAAGAACCGUUUUAGAAACCUAUCUAUAUUUGUUAUAUCCUAUGCACCUGUGCAUUGAUCAUUAUAAAUAACAAAUGAUAACACAGUCACUGUUGAAUCAAACGUAAGAUCAAACUCAUUUCUGAAAACUUGAAUUUCAGUUUUGGAAUUAAAGUGUCCUGCUUUAUAAACAAAAAAUAUACUGAGAAAAAGACAAAACGACACUGGUCGUGCGUAGUGAUACAACGUAACUGCAGAAUAUUUUAAUAAUUUAAAACUAGAAUACAGCAUAAUAUAUAUAUAUUAAAGGAGUAUUUGAGAUAACUCAAGUUAUAAGUUAAUAUACUAGUAGCCAACCAGUGACGAAAAAGGGACAUCCGAAAAUAAGGAUGAACUAUUAUGGAUAUGAUACACCGUAACAUUGAAAAAUAUGAGAUAUCAGUUUAUGAAUUAAAUCGGUGUUUUAAAUACUACCAUUGACUAAAUUAGGAUGCAAACUACUCAUGGGUGUGAUACACCGUAACAGCGGAGUAUUUUGGAAAGUUGAUAUGGAUGCUCAGCCUCGUUCUAAAGGCGGUAGUAGAAGCCCAAAUCUUAACGGACGGUCGCCAUCUUUGAUGCGUGCAUCUGCUUCUUCCAAACGCUCAAGAAACCGUUUUAGUGACUCAGAUUACAACAUCUCGUACAAUGACUUCGAUGAGCGCUGUAGCAAUGAAAAUAAUCUCAGAGGAGGUAGACUUGGAGUGACAUGUAAUAAAUGUGAUAAUUCAGAAAGAAAAGGAUGUGAGACUAAAGUAAAUUCCAACGACAACAUGGCUCUAAGUGCUGUUAUGCUUAGCGGCGGAUCCGGAGGAUCCGGGCUUAAAAAAGGAUCGAGCCAAAGGAACCUUACAGAUGCAGACUGUGAACAAGGGAACAUAAAUGCGUGGCAAAAUGGAGGCCAGUCGAGUCGGGGUUCAAGGUCACAUUCUGUGUCUCCGUCAUCGAGUAAAUGUAACUGUGAUAAAGGCAAAUCAAAGGAAACUGUGAUAAUAAACGUCGGUGGUAACGUGUUCGAGACUUUCAGAUCAACGCUCAAAAGAUUUAAAACGUGUAAACUUUCAGACGAACGGGAAAUGAUGAAAUAUUUUAGACCGGAUAAAGGGGACUACUUUUUUGACAGGGAUCCUUACGCCUUUAACAUUAUUAUGAACUAUCUGAGAUAUGGAGAUCUUCAUUUGCCGACGAAUCUUUGUGGACCUGCGCUUAUGCGAGAGUUUCAGUACUGGGGCAUCGACGAACAAGAAAUUGAAAGGUGCUGUUUUCAGCCAUAUAAUACCUGGAAAACACAGACGAAGUCUCUAGAAAAGUUGGAAUAUGACCGGAAACAGUCCACAACGCAGACAGACCUUGCACACGACCGGAAGAGCAAGAGCGUCUGGCGCCGGCUAAGAGCCGUUAUUUGGCCGUUCCUACAAGAUCCCGGUUCUUCAGUUGCAGCAAAGAUCUAUGCAUGGAUAUCUAUAAUAUUUGUCUGCCUGUCGAUAUUUUCGUUUUGUGCGGAAACACAUCCCUACUUUCAACUUCCGCCGUCAGAAGUCCACAAUCUGCGAGUAUUGUACAAGUUCUUUGCUCUAGAAGACAGUCAAGUCAUCACAAAAAUCAACGACAACACGGGUGUACAGAACAGUACGGCUUCCAAUUUAUCCGAUUCAGCAGCCGACACAAACAAUACAGACGUAGAUUCGGAGCAGAAGAUACAACAUCCGGCGUUGUUGGUCAUUGACCUUAUCUGUGUACUGUUUUUCAGUUUAGAAUUUCUUACACGACUUGUAUUUUGUCCGAAAAAGCUCAGAUUCUGUACAUCUUUGCAGAAUAUCAUUGAUUUUAUAGCCAUAGUUCCUGACUAUGUGGAGUUUAUACUUCUGUGCGUCAGUCCACAAGUGCGGUCAGGGUUAAGUUUUGUCGAUUUUAUCUUCAUAUUGCGCAUGCUCCGUCUGUGUCGUAUCUUCCGGUUGAUACGUCACGUUCCCGGUUUGUGGAUUCUACUAUACACAUUAAAAGCAAGUUUCAAUGAACUUUUGCUCAUGUUCGUGUUCCUUUUGAUUGGAAUGGUGAUGUUUGCUUCACUGUUACAUUUCACUGAAGGUGGAGGACAAUUCAGUAACAUUCCUGUAGGAUUUUGGUGGGCGGUUGUAACCAUGACUACCGUAGGCUACGGUGACAUGUACCCUACAUCCGCAUUCGGUUACUUUAUUGGAUCAAUUUGUGCUAUAUCCGGGCUUCUUAUGAUUGCCUUUACGGUACCAAUCAUUGUGAGCAACUUUGUUCUUUAUUAUACGCAUGUACAGUAUGGAAUUUCUGAUAAAGAUGAAAGGGAUGAAGAAAGGUGUGAUGUUAACGAUAUUGAAACGUGCUCAUAUCAUACGUCAUGCUCUGGGUCAAUAAAUGACGUGCAUAAAAGUCAAAAUCCAACAGGAAAUUCGCAGACGACGGAAAGUGACAUUAACAUGACGGAAAUUAGGGACGUUCCUAGAAGUAAUUCCGAAACCACGACAAGUUUGUUUGAUAAAGAUGAAAAUAUUCCUAUGAAAAUCACGGACAGCAACUCGAAUAGACUGUAAAGUUACUCACUCAAAAUCGUGUAGAAACGUUUCAACAUGUUUAUUCCCAUUAAAUUUGGCAUGGAAUAUAAUUAUAUAUAUGACACUGUAAAUUGAUAAAAUGAGUGAAAAUAAGUGUUAGAUCAUGAUUGGUAAAAUGCGUGAGUAGUGUUGAUUUUCCCCAUUAUUUCGAAAUCUUUACAAACGGUUUACUUCAUUGUGCACAUUAUUUUUGAUAAGUUAGCAGGAUAUCUUGCGAAAAGUCAUGUCAGUAAGUUUGUAUAAUUGGUCAUUUUUACAGUACCACAUUUUAUGAUUUUUGAGGGAGAAAAAUAGUUUUUACAUAAAAAGUGUGAACGAGUCGGUUUAAGACUUGAACAGAAUGACAAUGGUUGUGAAAUAUGGGGAUUUAAAAAUUAUAAAAAAAAUAUGCAAUUCAAUGAUUGAAUUCGGUCAGAAUUGGCCUCGUGAUGGACACCUAAUUUUGAUAAAACUGCAUCAGCUGAUCAAUGGAAUGUAUAAAGAUACUAGUAUCUUUAGUGCGUGAAAUGCUGAUUUCUUUUUGUUAUAUUUAUAAGGUAUUUUAGGUUGUUUCACCUACAUGUAUUCAUUUAUCAGAUUUUACUUACUUAUAUUAAGUAACGCGGCCAGUUUUUGUAUUCAUGUGGUUAUAACAAUUUUGUGAUUCAAAAUUUGUAGCAAAAAUGCAUUCCAAGUUAAAAAUUUAUAGUUUCAGUUAAUGUUAUUUUAUAUGUGUAAAAUGUAUGGAAACAUUUUAUUUUUGUUAUCAAAAUGAGCUUUUUUUGGAAAACCAGCUUAUUUAAUUGUGAUUUCUGUUACUCUUUCCUGCAGAUAUUGAUUUGCGCUCCUUUUAGUUUAACUAAAUCAAUUCGGUUUUGUUGCACAUAUGUGCUAAAUUAAUGACUAGUCUUAUUUAGAAAUUGUCCGAGUUCCAAGUUUAUAAAAAUGUUCGGAGACCAGUCACAAAACUCCAACAUCUGACUGGUUCCCUCCAAUUACAGAUUUAAAAUUGACCAGUGCUAAACUGGGCUCCAGAUUAUGUUUAAACCUUUGCGCCUAGGGUUCUCUUUAGUUUGUUGUUAUAGUUAUGACUGAAGAUGGCGUCUGUUACGCAGAAGGACGUCUGCCUAAGCAGUAAAAUAAGUUUAAUAAACUAGGAAUAUUUUUGUUAUACAUUAUGCCUUCAUAAUAAGUAGUUAUAAGGGAAACAAUGAGCGAUAUUUCAUGUUAUGAAAGCAUGACAAACAUGCAUCUGCGUAUCAUACAUUAAUUUCUAUUUUUAUCACUAUGUGAUUGGAAUUUAUGUAUGAAGUUUUUGCAAUAUUUGCACAAAUUACAUUGGUUUUAAUGAAUUUUAUUGCUCAAAUAUAUAUUAUUUUAAUUAAUUUUUGAAUAUUUUAAAAGAUGAGCUCAAAUAUUUUGUGCCUUUUUUUAAAGGGAAGCUCCUAAAACAACGAUCUUUCGUUUUUAAUCCAUUUACCAAUUUUAUUUCUUAAAAGUGGCCUGCGUGACGGUAGAUUGUUAGAGCCGUAGAUUCAUUUGUGAUGACAACAAUGCCUGUUUUUAGUCGUCGUUCUUUUAACAGACUACAGUGCUUUAAUGUAAAUACAUAUGAUUUUCCUCAUUUAUACUGACUACGGCCAUUAUUAUUGCGCUUUUGCGAAAAAUACAAACCUAAUUUUAUUUGUAAUAUAUAGUUUUCGUCUAAUGCUUACUAAAUAGUUGGACUUUAGUUUUCAUAGGCCUAUAUGGGCCAGUUUACAUGCACUGAUCUUUUAAAGUUCGGGUGUUUUUAACGGCCUUCAGGUAAGCUUCACCACUUAUCUAUAAGUCUUAUACGACACUGUUAUACUGCGCAUGUCCGUUUUUUAUGCCACGGACAUAUAGCGAUUGAACUGUCUGUCCGUUUGUCCGGCCGUUCUAACCAGAUUUUACCAUUUCGCACACAGCACACAUUAAUGACUUGAUUUAGUCCAUACUAAAACUCAACAGUCCUGAUAUGACCUUCACCUUCAAACUUGAAACCUUAAUAAAUAACAUUUUUAGUCCUACAGCCCACAUUAAUGACUUGAUUUAGUUCAUACUAACACCCAACAGUCGUUGUGGUAAGACCUACAAACUGGCCUAUAUAUAGAUGACACUGAACCUCAUAUGACCUUCAGCUUCAAACUUAAAACUAUGGUCCGACAGCCUACAUAAAUGACCCAAUUUAGUUCAUACUCACACUCGACAAACUUUGUGACAAUACCUACAAACUGACCUAUAUAUAGAUGACCUUGAUCUUCAUAUGAUCUUCCCCCUCAAAAACAACAUCUUUGGCCAUACAGCUUGGGGGCGGGGAGGGGGGGGGGCAUGAAAUUACGUUUUGAAACGUAGCUUCUUGUUUCAAAUAACAAUUGAACUAUGUGUGAGUUAAGUCUUCUAUUCUGAAGUCAGAUCAUGUGAAUUAAAACCGUCUUUUUGCUACUUCGGACAGGUUAUUACCCGCUAGUUUUCAUGUGUUUGAUAAUAGGCCCAGUGUUUAUUGAAAGGUCUUUGCUCAUUAAGUGCAUUUGAUACACGCAUUCUAUAAAAAGAAUACACGCCAAUAGUGUCAUUUAUGUGAGUUAUUGAGUGGCAAAUGACAGCAAAGUGGCAUAUAUAAUUUGAAUUUAGAAUUAUUUGACUGUUCUUUUAUUAUUUAUCAAUUGAGAAAAUCAAAUAGACUUCGGUUUCUUUAAAGGUUACACAUAGAAUUAAAGUACAAUGAAAUUCAUUACAUAUAGUAUAUCCAUUACAUAAUUGACAAAGGAUAAUGGUUCUGUAUAUAUAUAAUAUAUUGUUUGUAACUAAACUUGUAAAUUGUAUAAGCAUCAUCAAAUGAUUAGUACAUGUGUCAAAGACCGCUUGUGAACAGAGGCCUUUUCGUUUUAUUACACAUUCUCCGUUUCUGAUUUCGGCAUUUUACGAUUGUUAUUGCCGAAGGAUGCGGAAAUAGCUUACGAAAAAUACGUAAUCUCACGGAGAUUACCGAGAGUCGUUACAUUUCCACAUCCUUAUAGCCUGUGAUUAAAGACUACGAUUUUUUUACCCUCUUUAAAAAAACACUGCUGAAUACGCAUAAAUAUGAAUAUGUAUACACGUGUAAUGAUGUUUCUUUUAGAGUCCAUUUUCAUUACCAGUUCAUUAUACUCGAUGCCGUUUUUUGUUGAUUACUAUUUUGAGCUAGGAAAAAAUGUUUCAUCAACAAAUUGACAAACUGUAAAAGACUGAUACUAUAGUAAUGAAUUUCGCAAAUUAUAGUCCUAAAUAUACUUUUCUAACAAUAUUACCUGUAAAUAGCCAUUAUGGUUAUACUGAUGAAUAAAAAACUAGAAUGUACGUCUAUUUUUUCCAGACAUGGCUAAUAUGUGUACUGAUAGGAAAAAUAAUGUCUAUAAAUAAUUUGAUGUUACAUAUUGGUUGUGUUUUUAUUUCAGUACCACAGCAAACAUAAUAGCAGUAACGACUAAAAAUGAAAAAAUGUUGUAAAAUAUUGUUAUUUUGUGAAACUGGCUUCUACUCCAGCACAGAUUCAUCUUGCUUAGACAAAAUAAAGUACAACUAGCAUUAAGAGGCCACCUAAAGGAAGGACGAAAAGUGGUCUCUUAAUAAAACAUAAUUUGCUCUUUUUCUUAAUGUAAAUGUUCUAACAGACGUGGUUGACUGUUCUCAAACUGCUAGGUUGGUCAGUAGCCGGCUCUCAAGGUUUUUUAGUACUUUGAUUUGUUUUUAUUUUCUUCAGUGGAUGAAUAUCUGUCUCGUAGUGUAUUUAUAAAUUUAAAGUGCAGUAUUGAAAGUAGUAUUUGUCUAAUCAUGUAAUUAUGCACAACAUUUAUUUGAACACCUACUUUAUUUGUUUUUAACAUAUAUUUUACAGCCUGAUGAUAAUUUAAGCUAUAACGAACCCCCUUUCAAAAAGUGAACUUUUCCCACCAAUUUUUGAGUUAUUUUAGAUACAUUGUAUACAUGUAUUAAGGGUCAGUGUAUAUUAUAAAGCCUGUGAAGUCUGUUAAGUAUAUAAAACACCUAUUACUGUGUUAGUCUCGCGGGGACAUUCAGUUCAUGAAAAUUAACAUGAACUGACUCUUGCUUUUUAUGAUUUUGUAUCGUUUUAUGGACACUGCAUUCUGUUUUUAAGUGAUUGAUUUAUAAAAUAAUCAAGGCCUUCGCGAAGUUUAUUGUUUGAUUAACCACGGUCCAGAGUUCAGGUGUGCAGAUAUUGAUAAAUAUUCAAGCAUUGGAACGACGAACCAUGUUCAAUCAGACGAUAAGUCACAAGAAAACAUUGCUUAUUUUCAUUUCAGCAUGCUGAUUGAAACAUUACGAUAAAACUGAAUUAUGCUGAACUAAAUUAAUUCGGUCUGUAAUGAACGGGAUGUCGCGCGAUAUUUUGACGUCAUCAUAUUCUCUCACCGUUCGCAUGUCAACCGUUGUUCAUCGCAUUCUUUCUUUGUUUAACUGACAAGCAAAUCAUAUUUAAAGAGUCGUAAUAUACAUCUGAAGGCGUGACCCUUGAAGUUAUCAGAACGUUCCAAGCAUUAUUAUACACGUAGCCGAUGUCAAACUGUUAGUUUGACAUGCACCUCUUAGUCUUACAUGAAUCUAUUAUAAAACAUUAUAAAAGUGUUUCACACUUUGCUUAUCUGAGAUAUAUUAGAGCGUAUAUAAGACAUUUUAAAAGCGUUUAAACUAUACCAGUCAAGUGUUUGGAACUACACAUAUUUUAGACGUUAUAUUAAAGCAAUUGAUAUUAUAUCUGUUUUAGAUAGUAUUCACGUAUUUAAUAAACAAUUCUAGUAUUUUUAACAGUUUUUGACGUACGUAUGUUGAACCUGUUACAGAUAUUGUUAUUAAAGCGUUUUGAAUUAUUUCUUUUUUACACAAUAUUUAAGCAACUAACACGGCACGUGUUUUAAGCGUUUUUAUGGACAUGUAUUUGACAUUAUACCCUGUAAAUUGUUGACAUUACACUUAAUUUUAAAAUUGUUAAAGCAUUUGACAUUAAACCUACUUCCUGUUCACGUACAUUCCUCGUCAUUGUAUAUAAAACAUGCAUAUCACAUAUAUGUCUUAUUUCAUGUCAUAUAUAUGUUUUUCAUUGUUAUGUUACAUAAAAUAAUGCAAAAUAAAUAGUUUGAUUAUUUUU